AACAAAUUGAAUAACAAUUCUCUGAGGUCAUUACAUUAGUUUGAGCUUCUACAUACUAACAGUUCAAGCAUGUCAAACUAUUUUCUCUCAACAGAUCAACAGAGGAAUCAUUCUGACAAACACAGGGAUUCAACCUCAAUUAUGUUUGAAAAGACUGAAGAUGUUUUAAAGGAAGAGCAGCAUUCUGUCAUCAUUUACUCAUCAUGUGACUUUCUUCUGUGGAUCACAAAAGACAUUUAGAAAUUCGUACAAAUAUUUCUUCUUUGGUCCACUUGUAUAGACUAUAUAUACAAACACUGAGAUUAAUCUGAUAGAAACAUCAGGCCCAAUACAAACAGACACACAUGAACUCAACACACUGAAUACAGAGACAAAUGUAAAUGUGUAAAUACAGGAGGAGCUCUGACAUCACUGUAGUUCAGAUUCAGAGAAAGUGAAAGUAACUUGAUCAACAACAACAUGAACACCUGAAACGAUCAACCUUUUUAAACAACAGAAUAUUUAUUGAGCCGUUCAGAGAUCCUUGUGGACACAUCUGAUACUCACAGUCUUGAAGAAGGAAAGAACAAUGGCAGAAUCUUCACCAACAUCAAUAAAAGCAAGAAAAACCAGGAGACGGAGUGUUGACUCUCUUCCUCCAUCGAUGUCAUCCUCCAGCGGUCCACUGACUAAGGAGCUUCAGUGCUCGAUAUGUCUGGACGUGUUCACUGAUCCAGUCAGCACUCCAUGUGGACACAACUUCUGCAAGACCUGUCUGAAUAAGUGCUGGGACAACAGCCAGACCUGCAACUGUCCAUAUUGUAAAGAAACAUUCAAGAUCAGACCUGAUCUCAAGAUUAAUACCACACUCCGAGAGCUCGUAGAUCACUAUAAAAAGAAAAGUCCUGAGAAAAGACCUGAAGUUCUAAAAAAACCUGAAGUUCUGUGUGACUUCUGUGAGGAAAGAAAGCUGAAAGCCCUGAAGUCGUGUCUGGUGUGUCAGAGCUCUUACUGUGAAACUCACCUGGAGACUCAUUUAAGAGUGGCAGGUUUAAAGAAACACAAACUGAUCAAUCCUGUGAGGAAUCUGGAGGACUAUAUAUGUCAGAAACAUGAGAGACCUCUGGAGCUGUUCUGUAGAGAUGAUCAGACAUGUGUGUGUCCGAUGUGUGCUGUGAAAGACCACAAGAACCACAACACUGUUCCUAUAGAAGAAGAGAAUGAAGAGCAGAAGACUCAACUGAUGAAGACACAGAAAGACGUGCAGCAGAUGAUCCAGGACAGAAUCAAGAAGAUUCAAGACGUCAAACACUCAGCAGAAGUCAGAAAAAGAAACACAGAGAAGGAGAAAGCAGCCCGUGUUGAGCUCUUCACUGAUCUCAUCCGCUCCAUUGAGAGAUGUCAGACUGAACUGCUGGAGAUCAUGGAGGAGCAGCAGAAAGCAGCAGAGAAACAGGAGGAAGAGCUCAUUGAAGAGCUGGAGCAGGAGAUCACUGAGCUAAAGAUGAGAAACACUGAGCUGGAGCAGCUCUCACACACUGAAGAUCACCUCCACCUCCUACAGAUUUACUCAUCCCUGUGCAGCUCUAGAAACACCAGGAACUGGUCUGAGAUCAGUGUGAAGACUGACGAGAGUCUGGAGACUCUGAGGAGAGCUCUGACUCAACUGCAGGACACUCUACAGGAGAAACUCACACUAACUGAUCUGAAGAGGAUGCAGCAGUAUGAAGUGGAUGUGACUCUGGAUCCUGAUACAGCUCAUCCUGAACUCAUCCUGUCUGAUGAUGGAAAACAAGUGAGACAUGGAGACAUUAAACAGAAACUCCCAGACAAACCAGAGAGAUUUGAUAGAUAUCCAAUUGUCCUGGGAAAGGAGGGAUUCUCCUCAGGGAGAUUUUAUUUUGAGGUGCAGGUGAAGGGAAAGACUGACUGGGAUUUAGGAGUGGUCAGGGAAUCCAUUGACAGGAAGGGAGAGAUCACAGCGAGACCCAGUAAUGGAUUCUGGUCUGUGCGGCUGAGGAAUGAGAAUGAAUAUAAAGCCUGUGCUGAUUCUCUCGUCUCUCUGUGUCUGAGAGUGAAGCCGCAGCGGGUCGGUGUGUUUGUGGAUUAUGAGGAGGGUCUGGUCUCCUUUUAUGAUGUGGAGUCCAGCUCUCAUAUCUACUCUUUCACUGGUCAGUCUUUCACUGACAAACUCUAUCCAUAUUUUAGCCCAGGCAUUAAUGAUGGAGGUAAAAACUCAACUCCACUGAUCAUCACACCUGUCAAAUACAAUAAAUGAAUUUACACCCCAAUAUGAAUUAGGAGAUGAAAGUUGUAAGGUUGAAAAUAUCCAAAGAUAUUUUAAAAUAGACAAAGAUGUUUGCUUUGCUGUCUCAUCCCCCGCUCUCUCUUUAUUUUACAUUUGGAAUUCCAAAAGUCAAAGAGGUGCUGAUAGUGAUCAAGGCCUGUACAGGUCGAGAUGUGUGUACAUCAGGGGUCAAUGAACUGUCACACCUUUAGUACAGUGGGGGAAAUUUUAAUCUUCUGAUUGGUCAGUUUGAAUGUCUUACAUUUGAGUUUCAGUCACAUGGUCAAGGAAGAGAUAAAAGAAGAUUGUAACUGUUGCUCUAACUCUUCUUUUUCUGGUCUCUUUCUUUAUUUUCUGUCUCUUCUUUUCGCUGGGUCUUCAUUGCUCUGGCUCUUUCUCUCUUCUCUUUUCUAAAGUCUCUCUCUCUUCCUCUCUCUCAGGUAACAUUUUAAAUAUAUGCUGGGUACGAUUAGUAGAUAUUGUCAUUAAACCCUUUUUAAAUACAAAUGAUGUGCUAACUAGUUUUGAUUCAGUAUUAACUUUGAAGUGCUACACUCUAAAGAAAAAUGGUUCUAAACAGUACCAAAUUAGGGUUCUUCAGCUUGUUACAAUAACAAAACCCUUUUUAUAAGGUUCCAUAAAGAACCUGCUUUAAAAGUGCUUUAUAUGACCUUAAUGGUUUUAUAAAUAACCUCUUUAAUAUGUUUAUUUUCAUUAUUAUUAGCAUAUUAAUAUCUUUAUAUAAUUAAUUUUAGUAUCAUAAUAUUAAUUUUUAUAUAUUAUUUUUUUUUAUCAGCCUGUUCUUAUGUGUUGUAGCCUCUCAUAGGGUUUAGAUUAAAAAAAACAACAACAUAUUUUGUCAAUUAUGUAAUUUUAAUUUUUUUAUUGACAUAAUUGUAGCAAAAAUGUGUGACAACAGUUAUUAGCUGAAUACAUUAAUAAAUGGCAACUCACACUGAACAUGAAUAAAUACAUAAGGAAGUAAAACAAAUUAGAAAGAGCAAGUUCCAGUGAAAUAUCUUCACAAUCCUCGAUGAUGUCUGAAGUUCAUCAUUUUGGUGUCAUUGAUGUCGGUUUCUCUCUGCAGAUGAUGAGGUUAUGAGAUCAUGUGACAGCAUCUGAAAUACACAACUGAGUAUAGAGUUACAGUCUGUCUUUUCCAUUUGUUUCUGUAAAAAUAAUUAUGUUUAUGAAGGCAAAAGUAGCAAAAAUUGACAGUUAUGUAAGCCCUUUACAAUGUAAAAAAGGAAAAGUGAUAUAAAGUCAUGGGACAGCUUUAAUGCUUGUUUGUUUUUUUGUUACUGGGUAUGUUUAUGCAUAAAGUAAUAAUUAAAAAAAUCAAUAUGGAUCAUAAAGUCAUUAUCUCUGUUACUUGCUUAGAGGAGAAGUGGAGAGAAGAACCCUUAACUGAACAGAGCUGGUCAUUCCUAAAUGUUCUGAUAAACUAAAAAGUGAAAAAAAAAAAAAAAGUUACAAAUUUAAAGUUCAAAUUUACAGACAUUUUAAGAAAGAAAUCAUUUACCUGUUGAGAGUGUGUUGACAGUCUGUGUAGUUUGAUGGUUGAGCUCCAGAAAAUCUGUAAUGAAGUGACUGACAGUUACAGAUUUGAAAAACAAAAAGGCGGGAAUAAAGAACCCUAAAGUCGAACACAAAGAACCAUUUCAGCAUAUAAAGGGUUCUUCAGGACGAUACGGUUCUAAAUAGAACUGUCACUAUGUGUAAAGAACCUUUAAAGAACCAUCUUUUUUUAGAAUGUAGCUAUUGUAAUACAGUAUCGUCACACUAUAGCAACACUGUCCCACAUAUUUUGCUAUUGUAACUGCGCUUAUUUCUGUUGUUGGUAUAAGUAGUAGUGGGUGGUGAUAGACAAGAAAUGUACAGUUUUCUACCAUCUUUCUGAUAAGGUUUCUGUAGUCAUUUGGAAAUCCUGCAGCCUGAACCCCAUAGGCGCACCACCUUUACAAAGUAAUGAUCCUAAUAAUUAAAUCUGAAAACAUAAUGUAUGUGCUGCUAUACAUUUUAAAUGAAAAAAAAAAAAAAAAAAAAUGCUUGUUCAAUAAAUGAUUUUUUCCAUUAAUAUUUGUUUCAUAAUUUCAUGCCAUUUUUUUCUCCCAUCUCAACUCAACAAAGUGAAACUGCCUGUAAAAAAAAAAAAAAACUAUAGUAAUAUGAAGUAACCUCAAAUCUGACUUUUGAGGCAAGAUGUCAUUUAAACCUGAGUGACCAAAUACUGUGUGUGAAACAAAUACAGUAUUACAAGAGAAAAUGUGCUUUGAUCAGUUCUAAUGGAAAUGUUCUUACACGAAGUACACAUAAAAUAUACUUUGAGAAAGAGUAAAACAAGUAUGCUUUCUGUAAAUACACUAAAACUUCACUUAAAGUAUGCUUGUGUUAAGCAUAUUUCUUAAAAAACAUUACUAAGAAUAGUUAUUACCAAAGUACUUAAACUUUUUAGAAAUAUAUUAAAAAAGACAGAGUUUGGCAAGGAAAGAGUUACGCCGACGGAGCGUUUGCCACCUGACUUGCCGUUGAAGAAGGCAAAAGUAUGUUUUCUCAGAAGAAGGUUUCACAAGAACUUUCAAUCCAAAUCAUGCAUCAUAAAAACACAAGAGAGGCUAUUUGAGCCCUGCAGGUAGUGGGCGGUCAGGGACCGCAGUAAACCCAGGACCUGCCAGAUCCAGUUCUUCAGCCCAGGGGUUUUGGGAACGGAGCGGUCCCGCAGAUAAGACCGGCCUCUCCAUCCAUUUCCUCUCGCCCUCCCAGCACUCCAGUCGAGGAUAAUUUCCUCUCACUCUGUUGUCGGAGAUCUGCGGAUAAACU
Messenger RNA from Ctenopharyngodon idella (grass carp), 5086 nucleotides. RefSeq names its product E3 ubiquitin-protein ligase TRIM39-like. Gene Ontology annotation, molecular function: zinc ion binding; protein binding. The coding region runs from base 569 to 2257 and encodes 562 amino acids. The transcript has 8 exons. The record is from RefSeq and is a predicted model, not a curated record. Lineage: Eukaryota; Metazoa; Chordata; Actinopteri; Cypriniformes; Xenocyprididae.